GGGUCCUUGUGUGUCAGGAAGGGUGGAGGGGACGUCCUGCGCUCCUGUCUCUGACAUAUCGGAUAAUAAUCUGACGCGAUGAUCCCCAACGAGGACGCGUCCUCCAGGAAGAGGGAGAUAGAGGAGAAGCUGAAGCAGGAAGAGGAAAUGCUGACCUUCAUCAAAGAGAGUCUGGAUAAGAGCGACCAGCUGACCAACAAUAUGGUGUCCAUCCUUUCUUCCUUCGAGAGCCGACUUAUGAAGUUGGAAAAUUCCAUCAUCCCCGUCCACAAGCAAACAGAGACGCUACAGCGGCUGCAGGAGAAUGUGGACAGCACUCUUUCCUGCCUCGAUCACGUGAUUAGUUAUUACCAUGUGGCCACAGAAACAGAAAAGGUCAUCAAAGACGGACCAUCAGGACGACUAGAGGAAUACCUUAGCUGUAUCGCCAAAAUUCAGAAGGCAGUAGAAUAUUUUCAAGACAACAAUCCAGACAGCCCUGAGCUAAACCGAGUGAAAUCGCUAUUUGAAAAAGGUAAAGAUUCCCUGGACGGCGAGUUCCGGAACCUCCUGCAGAGGCACAGUAAGCCGGUUCCUCCUAUUCUUAUCCUGGACCUGAUCGGUACAGAUGAGGAGAUUGAGGGACAGGAGGAAGGGGUGCUGGAGCACCUUCCAGAGGGGAUCCUGCAGGACGUUAUACGCAUCUCUCAGUGGUUGGUGGAAUACGGGAGGAACCAAGACUUCAUGAAUGUAUAUUGCCAGAUUCGCUCCAGCCAACUGGACCGAUCUAUUAAAGGUCUCAAAGAGCAUUUCCGAAAGAACAGCUCUUCCUCUGGCGUUCCUUAUUCUCCCGCUGUGCAAAACAAGAGGAAGGACACUCCGACCAAGAAACCGGCCAAGAGACCAGUCUUCAUGCCAGGCACUAUCCGAAAGGCUCAAAAUCUCCUCAAACAGUACUCCCAGUACGGGCUUGAUGGGAAAAAGGGAGGGUCCGGCCUCGGCGUCCUUGAAGGUAAUGAACAAGAUUCACGUAGCAGAUACCACGGAGAUGCUGUGGGGGAGAAACACGGUACAACGUUAGGGAAGGACGAUGUGCUGGAUUUUGAGAUAGAUACUUACGUUUACUGCAUCAGUUCCUUUGUGCGUCUGGCACAGAGCGAGUACCAGCUUCUGCUUGAUAUCAUUCCUGAGCACCAUCAGAAGAAAACCUUUGAUUCUCUCAUUCAGGAGACGCUGGAUAAUCUUAUUCUGGAAGGGGAAAAUAUUGUAUUGGCCGCCAAGAAAGCCAAUUCCAGGCAUGACUUCACCUCCGUGUUGAGUAUAUUCCCCAUAUUACGUCACCUCAAACUCACCAAGCCAGAGUUUGACAAAGUUCUUCAGGGUACGGCUGCCAGCACCAAGAACAAACUUCCAAACCUUAUUACUUCUAUAGAGACGACUGGUGCCAAAGCUCUGGAGGAUUUUGCAGACAGUAUUAAGAAUGAUCCGGAUAAGGAGAACAGCAUGUCUAAAGAUGGCACCGUGCAUGAACUUACCAGCAAUGCCAUUCUCUUCCUACAACAGCUUCUAGAGUUCCAGGAGACUGCAGGAGCCAUGCUUGCUUCACAAGAGACCAGCUCGGCGGCCAGCAACUACAGCUCCGAAUUCAGCCGACGUCUCCUCAGUACUUAUAUCUGUAAAGUUCUCGGAAACUUGCAGCUAAAGCUCCUGUCCAAAUCAAAGAUGUACGAGGACCUGGCUCUGGGGGCUAUAUUUCUGCACAACAAUUAUAACUACAUCCUGAAGUCACUGGAAAAGUCGGAGCUCAUGCAGUUGGUGUCUGUGACCCAGAAGGAUCCUGACAAUCUGUAUCGUGAGCACAUAGAACAACAGAUCCAGAUCUACCAGCGAAGCUGGCUCAAGGUAACUGACUACAUCAAUGACAGGAACAUGCCAGCACUUCAAGGAACGAAGCUGAAGGACAAAGAGAGACAGAUGAUAAAGGAACGCUUUAAGGGGUUUAAUGAAGGCCUGGAAGAAAUCUGCAAGAUCCAGAAGUCAUGGGCUAUUCCAGACAAAAAACAGCGUGAGCGGAUCCGACAGUCACAGAAGAAAAUUGUGCAGGAGGCGUACGGAGCGUUCUUACACAAGUAUGGCACUGGUGUCAAUUUCACCAAGAAUCCAGAUAAAUACAUAAAAUACUCUGUAGAACAUGUAGGGGAUAUGAUUGAGAGACUUUUUGACACAUCGGCAUGAAGAAUGCCUCUCACUCGAGCCUGUGUAUAUAUUUUAUGUCACAGUACUGUAUAUAACUGAGAACCUAACGUAAUAAACGCUAAUACUGGUGUGUAGA
Bufo bufo (common toad) is the source of this 2311-nucleotide messenger RNA. It is a transcript of the gene EXOC7, whose product is annotated as exocyst complex component 7. Gene Ontology annotation, cellular component: exocyst. Gene Ontology annotation, molecular function: phosphatidylinositol-4,5-bisphosphate binding. The coding region runs from base 79 to 2214 and encodes 711 amino acids. Lineage: Eukaryota; Metazoa; Chordata; Amphibia; Anura; Bufonidae. The transcript is spliced from 21 exons. Gene Ontology annotation, biological process: exocytosis. The record is from RefSeq and is a predicted model, not a curated record.